This is a messenger RNA of Trichobilharzia szidati, 2600 nucleotides long. Lineage: Eukaryota; Metazoa; Platyhelminthes; Trematoda; Strigeidida; Schistosomatidae. The record is from the annotation of a GenBank genome assembly.
CCGCGUCAUAUGAUUACAUGGUCGCGUUACGUAUGGCUUUUUCCCCGUACCUGCUCAAAUAUUCGUAAAUAAUGCUGGACUCUUCAUCUAGUGAAGACGAAGAAGGUGUAAGCGGAUUUACCAAUUACAGCAGCAAACCAAUUUCAUCACAUGUUGCCAGUAAUAGACUUCCAAUUCAGUCGCAGAAAGCUCCUUUAUCCAGCCGAUUACAAACAGAGAGUAUCGGUACAGGACAACGGGGUUUACAGCCUAGACCUGUAAAUACUAGUACUUCUAAGGAAGUCAGUGUUCCAUAUGGGCGUCAAAAUUCUGUAUCUCCACACCAUGCUGAUAGUGUGGAUCAUAGUCAGUCCCCACAUUCGAAACAGCGCUAUGCAUCAGGAUCAAGGGAUCAUGUCAGUUCUAUUCAACGUGGCAGGCCACCUCGUCAGUGGCAAAAUGAAACAUUUUCACGAAGUGGUUAUGGACAUGAAUCUCAACAACAAGCAUAUAAUAGUAUGCAGGAUGAUGAUGGUGAAUUGUCUGUAUCAGCAAUGAGUUUGAACGCUCAACCACUACAACAACAACAAUAUUCACAGCAAACUUAUUCUUCUUCUAAACAAAAUACAAUGGAACGAUAUGCUAGUGGAGCACAUGGAAGUAGUUCAUAUAGUGUGAAUAGUUCAAAUAGUGGGCCUAUUACAGAAUCUGUUGAAUCACAUCAAGAUAAAGGACAAAGUCGUAAUCCAUCAAUAGCAUCACAAAGUCAAGAUCUAGGCGUAGUACAAGCUAACACUGUAAAUAAUCAACCUGUUAUACUAAGAGAUCCUGCAGCAUUGGAACAAGAAAAACUUGAACGUGAAGAACAAGAAAGACGAAAAGCAUUACAAUUAUAUGUUUUUGUAAUGCGUUGCAUAGCCUAUCCAUUUUAUUCAAAACCACCAACUGAUUUAAUACGUCGUUAUUUAAAAAUAACUAAACAACAAUUGAAUACAUUUAAAGAACGUUUUCAAGCUUUUCUUAGCGGUGAAUUAGAUGUUGUAGGCGAUGAAGCUUUUACAAAUGCUGUACAAAGUUAUUAUGAGGUAUUUUUACGCAGUGAUCGUGUAGCAAGUAUGGUACGUGGUGGUGGUUGUUCAAUGCAUGAUUUUCGUGAGGUGUUUCGAUUGAACAGUGAACAUCGUGUACAGUGUUUACCACAAAUUGAAGGUUUAAAUAAAGCUAAUGUUGUCAGUGCAUGGAUGGUAAAAUUUGAUCAAAUAUGUCGUGGUGGUGCUGGCCCAUCAUCUGUUCUACAGAAAUUACAAGUUCCUCAACCAGAAUUAGUAAUGACUAAAGAACAAUUAUAUGAAUUAUUUCAAGCUACAUUAGGUGUGAAAAAGUAUGAACAUCAGAUAUUAUAUAAUGCAUUACAACUGGAUAGUGCUGAUGAACAAGCUGCUCAAGUACGUCGUGAACUGGAUGGUCAAUUACAGGCAGUUGAGGAAUUAUCAAGAAAUCGUCAAUUCCCCCGGUUAGUUGUCAAAGAUAUGGAGAGUUUAUAUGCUGAUGAAUUACGUAAAAUGGUCGGGGAAUUAAUGUUACGAUUAGAAUCUGUACCUGUGACAAGAGGUUCAAGUAGUUUUCAAAAAUUUAAAAAAGUUAGUCGUUCACAAACUUCCGGUACAAAUUCACCAAGUUUAAAUUAUAAAGAGCAUAAUGAUGAAAUUAGUGAAACAAAUUUUAAGAAUAAAAUUGGCAUUCAAUUGAAUUUUUCUUUAGAGAUUGUUGUUGGUCAGGUGAAAAAUCUUAAACAUUUACCAACUAAUAAAAUGGUUUAUUGUACAAUGGAGGUUGAAGGUGGUCCAAGAUUACAAACAGAUUUAGCUGAAGCUGGUAAACCAACAUGGGGUACACAAGGUGAUUUUUCAACAAAUCAACCACUUCCUACAGUUAAAGUUAAACUGUACGCUGAAAGUUCAGGUCUUUUGUCACUUGACAGUGGUAAAGAAUUAGGACGUAUUAUUUUAAAUCCUACAUGUACAGGAAAUCGACAACCAGAAUGGUAUAAAUUACAAGUUGCAAAAAAUAUUCCCGAUGAUUUGAGCAUACAGUUGACACUAAGAAUGGAUAAACCAAAUAACCUGAAACAUUGUGGUUAUCUGUAUGCAUUGGGUAGAACAGCAUUUAGAAAAUGGAGACGACGUUAUGUCUGUUUAAUACAAGUCUCACAGUACACCUUCAUUAUGGCUUCCUACAAAGAGCGUAAAUCAGAUCCAACUGAAGUUAUGCAAUUAGAAGGAUUCACAGUAGACUAUUGUGAUGUACAAAGUGAUUUAGCAUCAACUGGUGGAAAGUACUUUUUUAAUUUGGUUAAAGAAGGCGAUAGUGUUGUAUUUGCAACAGAUGAUGAAAAUGAACGUCAAUUAUGGAUACAGGCAAUUUAUCGGGCUACUGGUCAAACGCAUAAACCUGUUCCACCAUCGAAAGAUGCUACAGGGAGUAAUAACACUAAUCUUCAAAAUGUGAAUCUCUCUUCUGGGAAUAAAUCAUCAUCAGCAGCUAUUUCUGCAUCACUUUCUCGUGGGAAUGCUUCAGCUGUGGGAAACAGAGCACAAGGAGAAUCUUGUUUCAACGAGUGA